AUGGCAGGAGAUUACAGAAAGUUGAUUCUGUUCUUGUUUUCAUUAAUGUGGUUUGCUGUUAUAAUUCAAGAGACGAAUGCCCGGGUUGCCGUAAUAGAUGCUGAGUACUGGAGGCAACAAGAAGAAGUCAUAGCCAAAAACCGUACGCUCAUGGCGGUGAUAGAUGAUGAGUAUUGGAAGCAACGAGAAGCCAUAGCCAAGAACCAUACAGUCAACGCUUAUCACCCUCGUCCCCAUGAAGUCACCGAUCAUUUAAACCACCGCGUUGCCAUGGCUGUUGCGAACCACAACAGCUCAAGAAGAUCUCUGGCGGCAUAUAAAGGUCCAUGCGAGGCUCACAACCCCAUAGACGCAUGCUGGCGUUGCAGACGCAAAUGGGCAAGACACAGGUUCAGGCUAGCUGACUGCGGCAUGGGGUUUGGCCGCGACACCAAAGGCGGCAAAAACGGACGUUUUUACGUUGUUACAGAUCCUUCCGACGACGACAUGGUAAACCCUAAACCCGGAACUCUACGCCAUGCAGUGACCCGAGAUGGGCCACUAUGGAUCGUCUUCAAACACGGCAUGAUAAUCCAGCUGAGACAAGAACUGCUUAUCACAAGUGACAAGACGAUUGAUGGAAGAGGAGCUAAUGUGCAGAUCAGAAAUGGGUGUGGCUUUACUCUCCAGUUCGUGAAUAAUGUCAUCAUCCACAACAUUCAUUUUCACCACAUUGUCCCUGGUUCGGGAGGCUUGGUGAGGGAUUCAGAGAACCAUUAUGGAUUCAGGACCCAGAGUGACGGCGAUUGUGUCUCCGUCUUCGGAUCAUCUAACAUUUGGAUUGAUCAUGUUUCCAUGUCUAGAUGUGCUGACGGCAUGAUUGAUGUCAUUCAAGGUUCUACCGGCAUCACAAUCUCUAACUCCCAUUUCACCAAACACAACGAGGUGAUGUUGUUUGGGGCGAGUGAUGGGUACUCGGAAGACGCCAAGAUGCAAAUAACGGUGGCGUUUAACCACUUUGGGAAGGGGUUGGUGCAGAGGAUGCCGAGGUGUAGGUGGGGUUUGGUCCAUGUGGUGAACAACGACUACACUCACUGGCUCAUGUACGCCAUUGGAGGCAGCAGCCGCCCUACCAUCAUCAGUCAGGGCAAUCGCUUCAUUGCUCCUCCAAAUGUGUUCGCCAAGGAGGUGACAAAGAGGGAUUAUGCACUGGAAUCAGAAUGGAAGAACUGGAUGUGGAGAUCAGAGAAUGAUUUGUUUCUAAACGGAGCGUUUUUCGUGACAUCGGGAUCAGUAGGCGGAGCAAAUCCAGUGCCAUGGCCGAAUCGGGUGCCUCCCCAGUCCGGAAAACUCGUUUCCCUCCUCACUCGGCAAGCCGGGACGUUGAAUUGCCAGCGGAACCAGCCCUGUUAG
Molecule: messenger RNA, 1392 nt
Organism: Carica papaya (papaya)
Lineage: Eukaryota; Viridiplantae; Streptophyta; Magnoliopsida; Brassicales; Caricaceae
Product: putative pectate lyase 3
Molecular function (GO): pectate lyase activity
Source: RefSeq, a predicted model, not a curated record